AGUACUUUUAUAAAGCUGACUCUUGACUUUUAGGUUCAAAUUGUAUGUCUUAUAUAUCUUCAUUGCAGCAAUCUUGUGCUCAGCACUGGCAUUUGAUGCCUCCCAAAGUACUAUCUCUGGAGUGGCCUCUGGAGACAGUUUGAUUAUUAAUCAGACUUACACGCUAACUGUCCAGGCGAAAGACUCAGGAGGGAAUAAUUUAAUAACUGGAGGAGAGGAUGUCUAUAUCAUUAUUACAGAUCCAUGCACUCGAGGAACCAAUAUGGCCUGAGGCUCCUCUGCAUUCACUCAGAGUGCAGUUAAUGGUGGAGAAAAAGUUAUUAAGCUCACAGACAACACAGAUGGAACAUACUCUGCUAGUUUUGACUUGAACCACAUCGGGGAUGCAACGAUCUCAGUGGUCCAAUCAGUAACUCAAGGAAUAACUGCCAAAUACUAUAACUCAGGAAGCAUCAGCGGAACUCCAGAUGUGACUAAAACAUUAUCAGAGAUCAAUUUUUGGCUCUCAUACAGUCAAGAUGUUACCCCUGGACAUCGUGAUAAUGUGGCAGCCACGUUCGCAGGAAAGCUUAUUUCUUUCCAGUCUGGAACUUGUGACCUAGAGUUGUUCCAAGAUGAUGGAGCGACUCUCAAAAUAAAUGGAGCAGCUCAGAUCAGCAACUAUGGGAAUACAAUGCAUGGGUCGACCAAUUUUAUUUAUAAUUUCAAUGCUUUCGAGAUAUAUGACCUUCACAUUGACUGGAAAGAGAAAACUCAAGGAUUUGCUCUGAGGCUCUUUUGGGAUUGAGGAGCUGGCAAGGUGAUCAUCUCUUCAGAAAAUUAUGCAUUUACUAGUGAUAUUGGAGGAAGUCCUAUUCAAAUUUCUGUUGGGUGUCCUGAUAAGUAUGAACAAGUUCCUUCAACUACAGAUCAAUGCAGACCCGAGUGUGGAGAUGGUUUUAUCAUCAGUCCUGAAGUAUGUGAUGAUAACAAUAACAACAAUGGAGAUGGCUGCAACUCUGAUUGCACUGCUGUGGAAUCAAAUUGGGUUUGAUCAGGAGGCUCCUCAACAACAAAAAGUGUGUGAGAAGAAUCCACACAGGGCUUCUAUCAGGAUGAUCCAUUAAACCCACUAGAAUGUAUUCCUCAAUGUGGAGAUGGCUAUGUUGCUGGCUCAGAAGCCUGAGAUGACAGUAACACCACUGAGAAUGAUGGUUGAUCAUCUGAUUGAAGUAAGAUUGAACUCGGAUGGGAAUGAGAUCAAGCAAGUCCAACCGUCUGAAAGAAAGUCAACAAAUUAAAUACUCUUACUAAUCAAGAAAAAGCAGUGAGAGCUAGUACAUUGUCAGUCAUCUCAAUUUCAGUUAUUCUAAAUAUCAUCGGUAAAAUACUAAACCAGGCUUCAAGGAACUCAAUCUUGUCAUCAAUCAAUCAGCUGCAGCUUCUGAUAUUGCUUUUACUUCUUGAGAUACACCUUCCUUCGAUUGUGGUAAACUACCUCAGAUCCUUGUCAAUAUCCCUGAUCUCCACCAACAUCGACUGGGGUUCCUUCACUGGCUUUAGAACAGUGUGGAAUUGGUUCGAUUGCCCUCAAGAGAGAACUGACUUUGAAAUGAUCGACAUCAGUUCUGGAAGCACUAUCAUCAACUUGAACACUCUGGUUGGCAUUUUUGUCACGUUUUUGAUAACUCAUUUAUUUGUGGCGACCUUUUUAAGCUGAAACAAAGAGUCCCAGAUGUUGUGAGUUAGAGUAGCCAGAUACAUCAAGAAGUGUCUUACCUUUGAGAUGUACUUCGUUCUCAUCUUUGAAAGCUUUAUCACAAUAGUCUUGUGCUCUUUUUCAGAAUUCAAAAGCUUUAGAGUAGUGGGCACGGACACUGAAAGACUUUCUUUUAUCUUUGCUGUGGUCUUCUGUAUACUCACACUGGGUAUCAUCAUCUCUGCAACUUUUAUCUGGAUCUAUACUGGCUCUAAAGACCUCGAUACAGAGAAUAUGUUCUUGAAUGGACUCUUUUCAGGCCUCAAGCCUACAAAAGCAGGAAGAACCCAGCUCGUACUGUUCUUCAUCAGAAGAGCACUGCUCUGUUCAAUGAUAGCAUUAUUGUCAGACUUUAGCAGACCUGUUUUCUUAGGGUUGUAUCUCGGAGUGAACUGCAUCCACUGCACAAUGAUUUGAAUCAUCAGACCAUUUGAGAAAGUAACCGAUAACAUCAUUGAGAUCAUCAACGAGCUCUUCUAUGUGAGUUUCUGUCUGUUCUUGCAAUGGCACUACUUAGAAGACCAAUGGAGUCACACUAAAGGAAUUGUGUAUUAUUGGUGCUUAGUCUCUAAUAAUACAAAUCAAAACCUGUGAAAAUAUUUACUGGCAAUGCAGUGACGUCUCUCAAGCCAACUUCUCACAAGGGGUUCCACCACCGGGGUGCCAAAAGGUAGGCCUAUCUCUAACUUUAGGCAUAUGCCUGCUCAACGAGUCUAUGAGAACAGGGAUGAAAUUAUGGCAUUCCGACUCGAAAGAGGAGCAGCUAAUUAUGGCAACAAUUAUGUGAGUAAAUCCACCUCAGAAGUAUCAAAGCACAGCCAGGUUGCUAUCAAACCUUCAAUUGAGAUGUCUAAUGUUUAA
Molecule: messenger RNA, 2599 nt
Organism: Moneuplotes crassus
Lineage: Eukaryota; Ciliophora; Spirotrichea; Euplotida; Euplotidae
Source: the annotation of a GenBank genome assembly